This is a messenger RNA of Mucor mucedo, 1722 nucleotides long. RefSeq lists its product as uncharacterized. The record is from RefSeq and is a predicted model, not a curated record. The coding region runs from base 57 to 1679 and encodes 540 amino acids. The transcript is spliced from 8 exons. NCBI's taxonomy places the organism in Eukaryota, Fungi, Mucoromycota, Mucoromycetes, Mucorales, Mucoraceae.
CCCGAAUAAAUGAAAUCAUUCCCUUUUGUUUCUCUCUUCUUUUUUUUUGUUCGCUCAUGACACAAGACUAUCCAGUCAUUGUCUCCAUUGACUUUGGCACCACUUAUUCCGGCUGUUGCUAUGCUUUAGCAGAUACCGCAGAAGUCCAUGAUAUAUUCCGCUGGCCCAAGAGUAAUGGAUUCUAUGCCAAAGUGCCUUCCUUACUCUACUAUAAAAAAAACGGUAGACUUUUAGACUGGGGAAAAGGUGCCAGGUUACAAUCACUUCGGCCUGAUAAUGAUGGCACAUUACUACAGUAUUUUAAACUAGCGCUGAUCACUGAGGAAAUCCGUUUACCUGAUAACAAGACGCAUGUGGAUGUCAUUGCUGAUUAUCUAAGAAUGUUUCAUGAUCACAUCUACGAACAGUUACUCAAAACUCAAUUACUGCAUGCAUACAAACAAUGCCAAUACCGAUAUUGUCUGACGGUGCCUGCCAUUUGGUCUGAUCAAUCCAAAGCAUUGAUGAGAGAAGCCAUGGUGCAAGCAGGUAUUUUGCAAGAGGACGAUCCCAUCCAUCGAUUAGCAUUGAUCAGCGAACCAGAAGCUGCCGCGGCUUAUUGCGAAAACAAGUAUCAAUCCUGGAAUUUAUCAGAUGGUGACAUAUUCAUGAUUGUCGAUGCAGGUGGAGGCACUGUGGAUUUAAUUACCUAUUUAAUUCAAGAUGCAACACCGCCUAGAACUCUAAGUGAAGUCACUAGAGGAAAUGGUGCCAUGUGUGGAAGUGCAUUUAUCGAUCAAAACAUGAGUCUCUUACUAAGAUCAAAAUUGAGUAAUGGUGAUAUACCUUCUUGUAUGUUUGAAAUGAUGAUGGAUACAUUUAUUGAGACCAUCAAGCCAAAUUAUCGAGGAGAUGAAACAGACGUGUAUUUGAUACCUGUACCAGCUGGAGCAUUGCAAUACAUUCAACCCGAAUUUCUAAACGAUGAUCACCAGCUGAUAUUUCGCCCUACUGAAUUGAGAGACCUUGUUUUUCAUCCCGUUUUAAAAAGAGUGGUCCAACUUGUAAGAGAACAAUUAGCCCAAGUCGAUCAAUACGUACAGGCCAUCUUUCUUGUAGGAGGAUUUGGUUGUUCAGAGUACUUGUAUGACAUUCUAAGAGAGAAAUUUCACGGACUUGUGGGUGAGAUAGCUAUGCCACCCAGAGGUGAAUUGGCUGUGGCCCAAGGCGCUGUAUAUCAUUUAUUAAAACCAAACCUUGUCACGAGUAAAUUAUUAAGACGAACGUACGGUGUAAGAACAAGAUUACCAUUUGAACAAGGAUUGGAUCCUGAAUCAAGCGCAGUGAUUACCAAGGACGGUAUCAAAAGAUGCUCUACUCGGUUUGAUGUGAUUGCUCACAAAGGACAACGUGUUUUCAUUGACCAAAGUAUCAAGAGAUCCUUCUGGGUUGUCUAUCCAAAGCAUACCGAAGCGGAUCUAUAUGCUUCCGAUAGCGAUGUGAUACCAAGGCAAGUUACAGACAAGGAUUCCGUUGUCAAGUUGGCAGAGCUUCCUAUCAAGAUGCCCUUAUUACCCAAUGUAAAACCAGGUACUCGUAUGGAUGUCACCAUAGAGUUUAUCUUUGGCAUGACAGAGAUCAAAAUGGUUGUUCAUCUAGCAGGGACAAUAACUGAGCAUCUCAUCGAAUCCCAUGUGUAGAAAUUCUAAUUAAUUAAUAAACUCGAUUAAACUUAUUUUCCUG